Anarrhichthys ocellatus (wolf-eel) is the source of this 2702-nucleotide messenger RNA. RefSeq names its product DEAD (Asp-Glu-Ala-Asp) box helicase 56 (gene ddx56). NCBI's taxonomy places the organism in Eukaryota, Metazoa, Chordata, Actinopteri, Perciformes, Anarhichadidae. Gene Ontology annotation, cellular component: cytosol. The transcript has 15 exons. Gene Ontology annotation, molecular function: RNA helicase activity; nucleic acid binding; ATP binding. The record is from RefSeq and is a predicted model, not a curated record. Bases 770 to 2461 code for a protein of 563 amino acids.
CCGAUGUAGAGCCGCGGCCACACUUCGUCCGCGUGGUUGCAGGCGGUCUUGCCCGUGCACAGGAGCCGCUCCAGCUCGGACACCGUCAGCGUCGGGGAGACACGCUCGGAGUCCUUUCGGUUCGGAGACCUGGAGCUGCUCCGGGACCGGGAGAACCGGGACAUGAACGCCAUUUAAUCUGAGAGGAGACAACCACCGAUUCGCCUCAUGAAAUGUUAAAGCGAUGAACUAUGAAACACGUACAGAAGCCUGGAAUGAAUCGAGUGAAGGGAAAUAAUGUCAUCAUUAGAAUAUUAUCAUCUUCAGAUUAUGUAACAAAUAUUAACCUGUAGCUUUGUUUUGGUGAAUCCUCGGCUGCAUGUCUGUGUGACUGACACUACAAUCCUGUAUAAUAGGGAAUAAAGACGUGCAGUGCUCGUGCUUGUUGUUACUUACCUGUGUGUUGUUGUGGUCCGUGUCUCAGUGCUGCAGGGCGAGCUGCUCCGCGGCCAUGUUGACUCGUGUAUGUGCUGAGGGAGGAUGGAUGAGAUGAGGAGGCUGCUGCUGCUGCUGAGCCUCCUCCAGCAGCAGACAUCUUCUCAGCGCCCUCUCCUUCUCAACAAGUCCUCAUCGAGACGCACGUGACUCCACGGACUCGGGGCAAAGUCACGUGCAUGCUAAGAAUAUAAGCGACAAAACUGGGAAUGCGGAGCUUGAGAGGAGGAGGGGCUUGAUGGCAUCAUGACGUCAAAUUCCUGCGACGCACGUGUGGUUGUAGUGAGGCGCAGAGAUGGCUACUGAGAGGCUUCUGUUCCAUGAAAUGGGCUUAGACGACCGUCUUCUAAAGGCGGUUGCAGACCUGGGUUGGUCUCAGCCCACUCUGAUCCAGGAGAAGGCGAUCCCUUUGGCCCUGGAGGGGAAAGACCUCCUGGCUCGAGCUCGGACCGGAUCGGGAAAGACCGCCGCCUACGCCGUACCCGUCAUCCAGCGCAUCCUGGCCUCCAAACAGAGCGUCCGUGAGCAGGAGGUCAGAGCUCUGAUCCUGGUUCCGACCAAAGAGCUGGGUCAGCAGGUUCAGACCAUGAUGAGACAGUUGACGGCGUUCUGCUCCAGAGACGUCCGAGUGGCCGACAUCACCGGGAAAGCUGACCUGUCUGCACAGAGGCCCAUCUUAAUGGAGAAGCCUGACGUGAUCGUGGGGACGCCGUCCCGCGUCCUCGCCCACCUCACCGCCCAGAACCUGGUCCUGCACUCGUCUCUGGAGACGCUGGUGGUCGACGAGGCCGACCUGCUCUUCUCUUUUGGCUUCGAGGACGACCUGAAGAGCUUGUUAUGUCAUUUGCCGAAGAUCUACCAGUCGUUCCUGAUGUCGGCUACUUUCACCGAGGAUGUUCAAGCGUUGAAGGCGCUGCUGCUGCACAACCCUGUGAUCCUGAAGCUUCAGGGCUCUCAGCUCCCAGACAGCAGCCAGCUGCAGCAGUACAGCAUCAAAUGUGAGGAGGAGGACAAGUUCCUGCUGGUCUACACGCUGCUGAAGCUGCGUCUGGUUCAGGGGAAGACGCUGGUGUUUGUGGGCGCAGUGGACCGGAGCUACAGACUCAAACUGUUCAUGGAGCAGUUCGGUAUUCCCGCCUGUGUGCUCAACUCUGAGCUGCCCGUCCAGUCUAGGUGUCACAUCAUCACUCAGUUCAACCAGGGCUUCUACGAUUACAUCAUCGCCACAGAUGAGCUGAGUCUGGCCGACCCCACUGCUGCUCCGGAGACGGCUGGCAAAGGGAAGAAGAAGAAGAAGAGGAGCACGGAGAGAGGAGGAGGAAGGACGAAGGACAAAGAGUUCGGCGUCUCCAGAGGCGUCGACUUCCAAAACGUUGCCAAUGUCAUCAACUUUGAUUUCCCGUUAACCGUGGAGUCGUACAUUCACCGAGUGGGACGAACGGCGAGAGCAGACAACCCCGGCACCGCUCUGUCCUUCAUCUCUCACACUGAGCUCAGUCUGCUGUCGGAGGUGCAGGAGGCGCUCACAGGAGAUAAAGCUGACUCCGGUCUGAAACCGUACGAGUUCAAGAUGGAGGAGAUCGAAGGCUUCAGGUACCGGUGCAGGGACGCCAUGCGCUCAGUGACGAAGCAGGCGGUGAAGGAGGCGCGACUGAAGGAGAUCAAACAGGAGCUGCUCAAUUCAGAGAAACUCAAGACGUAUUUCGAGGACAACCCCAGAGACCUGCAGCUGCUCAGACACGACAAAGACCUCCAUCCUGCCGUCAUCAAACCUCACCUGAGGAACGUCCCCGAGUACCUCAUUCCUGAGACCCUGAAGGGCGCCGUGAACCCGCUGUCCAACCGCAGGAAGAAGAAGAAGCUCAAAUCAACACCAGAAGGAGUCGUCAAGAGCAGCUUCAAGAAGAACAUCCAGGUGAAGAACCCUCUGAAGAGUUUCCGGUACAGCGGAGGGAGGAACAGGACAGGGAAAGCCGGCCAGUCGUAGCUGCGGAGCUCGUGAACGUGGAUCGUUACCUGUGCACAGACUUCGUCUACAGCGGACAAAUAUGAACUCAACGGACUCUGGAUGACGUGGACGCUGACUUAUGUGAACUUUGAAACAAGAGGAAAAUGCAAGAAACAUCUAACGUAUGUGGAGGAAUACAGUGUGUGUUUUCUUAUUUCUGAUGCAUCUGUUGUGGAACCUUUGAAAAUGUUUGUUAAAAUAAAUGAUUUCUUCUCAAACA